AAAUCUAGGAUUUCAUUAUUUUUAAGAAGUUUAAAAUUUUGUAGUUUAUAAGGUCAAUGACUGUGUAAGAAUGAAAUUUAAACUUAACCUCACAAAUGAACAUGUUUAUGUAAUUUAAUUUUUAUUGAUUCCAUUUUAAUUGCACUAAAAUCAUGGCAGGUCCUAAGGAUAACGUUGAGGAAGAUAAGGGUGAAAAGCUUACAUACGUAAAAGAUGAUUGGAUGAUAAGACGUUGUACGGUGUAUGACGAAGAGUAUAGCGAUUGUACAUCUAUCAGAGCAAGAUUUAAUCAAUAUUUUAUUUAUGGAAAAACAUUAGAUUGCAGCCAGUGGAAAAAAGAUUCCCUAAAUUGUUACAAGUGGACUGAAAACUACGACAUAAAAGCUGCUGAAGAGUUAAUAGAGAGUGAAAAACAGCGUAGAAGAGAAAGGUUGCUUCCACACUAUCAAAAUGAUAUUUGGGUAAAGCGAAAAACACCUCCGGAAAAUUGGGACAAGCCAUUACCGGAAUUUUUGCAAAAGGGAUAUGAAAACACAUAUUUGAACAUAAAGGCAAAAGAAUUGAGAGGAGAUAUACCACCAUCGUUUGACACUAAUAUUAAAUUUUGUACUAUUUUAUGAUGAAUAUUGUAAUUUUAAAAUAUUCAUGUUAUAGUCACUUUUUGUUUAUUUAACUGUAAAAUAUAGUUGAUUAUUAAAAAGGCAGGUUAGU
Messenger RNA from Anoplophora glabripennis (Asian longhorned beetle), 711 nucleotides. RefSeq names its product UPF0545 protein C22orf39 homolog. The transcript is spliced from 3 exons. NCBI's taxonomy places the organism in Eukaryota, Metazoa, Arthropoda, Insecta, Coleoptera, Cerambycidae. The record is from RefSeq and is a predicted model, not a curated record. Bases 153 to 620 code for a protein of 155 amino acids.